AUGGCCCACUACGAGGACAGCUUCCUCUAUGCCUUGAGCUCCAACAACGCCUGGGCAAGCUACAAGGCCCAUCAGAACCCCAACUUCUUUUCGAAGCUCGCCAGCGGGCAAACACCACAGAUUCUCUGGCUCGGCUGCUCCGACUCGCGCUGCCCAGAGACCACGAUCCUGGGCCUCCAGCCGGGCGACGUCUUCGUGCACCGCAACAUCGCCAACAUCGUGUCGCCGACCGACAUCAACACGGCGGCCGUGAUCGAGUACGCGGUCGCGCACCUCGGGGUCAAGCACGUCGUGCUGUGCGGCCACACGUGCUGCGGCGGCGCCAUGGCUGCGCUCGGCGACGGCCGCGUCGGCGGCGUGCUGGACACCUGGCUCGCCCCGCUCAAAGCCGUCCGCCAGCAGCAUGCCGACGAGCUGGGCGCCAUCAAGGACAACCACGCCCGGGCGGUCCGCAUGGCCGAGUUGAAUGUCGAGGCUGGCGUGAAGGUGCUGAUGGCUAAUGUCGUCAUUCAGGAGGCCAUCAGGGAAAGGGGCCUGGAGGUGCACGGGUGCUUGUUUGAUAUUGCGUGCGGGAAGAUGAAGGAUCUUGGGUUUGGCACCUCGUCAAAGGGGGCGGCCGGUGUGAGCGGUGGGGGAGGAGGGGAGGAGGAGGUGGUGGUGCGCGGGAAGCAUGCGCAGUUGGUGUUUAGGGACGGGAAUGCAUCGAUGGCGGUGCGGUGA
Molecule: messenger RNA, 720 nt
Organism: Chaetomium strumarium
Lineage: Eukaryota; Fungi; Ascomycota; Sordariomycetes; Sordariales; Chaetomiaceae
Product: carbonic anhydrase
Exons: 3
Coding region: 1-720 (239 amino acids)
Biological process (GO): carbon utilization; cellular response to oxidative stress; cellular response to carbon dioxide
Cellular component (GO): cytoplasm
Molecular function (GO): zinc ion binding; carbonate dehydratase activity
Source: RefSeq, a predicted model, not a curated record